Messenger RNA from Taeniopygia guttata (zebra finch), 4130 nucleotides. NCBI's taxonomy places the organism in Eukaryota, Metazoa, Chordata, Aves, Passeriformes, Estrildidae. The record is from RefSeq and is a predicted model, not a curated record.
UUAUCAUCAAUUCUUAACAUUUUAUUUCUUUACUGGGUUAAACAAGGAGCAGAGAAAACCUCGGCCCCAAAAUACAACAGAACUGAAAGCAUUACAGGUACAGAGACUAUUGAACACAGAGAGUAGUAGGAUAAUAUUUUAAUACAACUGAAUUAUAGCAUGGGAUUGUGUUUUUGUUGGGUUUUUUUUGUUUGUUUUUUGUCAAACCAGUUUGGAAAAUAAAUGUAAUAGGAACUAGUGCAAAAAAGUUCUAAACAUGAAGCACAGUGUAUAAAAUGGCAUAAGAAAACUGUCCCCUCGAGGACACAGUCACUUUCUUAUGACAGAAGGGAGAAAGAGAAACAGAAGGGGGGUGGGAACAGAGGGAGGGUCCAGGAGGCGGAGGAGGAAAAGCUGGAAAGAAAGAGAAACCGGGCCGGGGGAUCGGAGAGGAUACUUUGACUUCAGCAAUGUUGGUUUGUGUUUCACCACCACACACUGUUACAGGACCUCGUUGGGGUCGGGCCGAGCUCUGUCACCACCCACAUGGCACAAGCACUUGAGAAGGGUUCGGGCACCGGCAGCCUGGGCACUGCAGGGCUCACGGUCCCCCCGAGGUCCCCACAGGUGCCCCCAAGCCCUGGGACACCCAGCAAGGCAGGGAGCCCCAGCUCGGACACGCUCCAGAGGGAGAAGGGCACGAGGGGCUGGGGUCUCCUCCUGCUCUCCCUUCCCACAUCCCUCCCGAGCACGGCGUUGGCUCCCUCAAGGACCAGCACAUGGAAUUUGCUCCCAAUUUUCUCCCCCUUUUGAAGGCAUCCUGAGGCUGUGUCAGAACAUGAGGCUCAGAGGAGCUGGAUUCAGUUUGGGUUGGAACAGAAAACCAAACCAAACCUCCAUCAGAGGGAUGGCCGGGGAUCCCCAGGAAUUCCUCCCAGGCAUCAGCAGCCCCGAUUCCCACAGGGAAGGUGUCCCUGCAUUCCCAAGGUGUUAUCCCGGCCUGCUCAGCCAGGAUUUGCUCCAGCCUGUUCCCACCACGGAGCCACCCAGCCUCCUGCCCUGGAGAAACUGGCUGGAUGCUAUUUUAAGGAGAGCUGGUUGGAAUUCCUUACAAAUUGCUAUUCUCUCCCAAUCUGCUGCUGCCCCUUCUGAUUCUGUGAGCAGAAAAAGUGUGAUUAAUUUUUAAUUUUUUUUUUUGCCUCGUUUGGAAAAUGAAAGGUUUUGUGGGAAAGGACUGUUCUGGAUGCAUUUCUCAAUUUGGAAAAAAAAAAAAAUUGGUCAUAAUGAUCAAUCUGGCUUGCUUUGAGAAGUUUCAAAAUUUAAAAAAAUCACUGUCUGGCUCUUUUUGUCUUUUUGUUGUGCAACUUAGGCAUGUCCAGUUCCCAAAUACAUUUAAAAAUGGUAAAACCAACCCCAAAUGUAAUAAGCCAAAGCUAAUUCUUGGGGUUUUUUUGUUGAGUUUCAGUUUAUAACAAGCGGAGUUGUCAACCUUCUGGGCUGAAAAAGGAUCAUCCUGAAGUGCUAAAAAGGCUGGAAACCACUCCUGGCCUGCCUGGAACACAGGGCCUGGAGAUGUGGAGCAGGAAAGUGUGGAGGGACUGGGCUCAGGAACUCACCCAUCUCCUGCCCAGGCCUUUGAGAGGGGCUGAGAGCUUUGAUAAAACCCCAACAACUUUUAAAAUUUAUUGUUCCUUAUUUUUUCAUGAUCCUCAAUUAAAAAUGGUCCAUCCCCCACCACAAACUUCCCUCUGCUCCCUUCCUCCUUCCUCACAGAGACAUGCAGGGCUGGGAGGUCACCCAGAAAGCCACCUGGACCACGAACACACCAAAAAAGAGCUGCUAAAAUGCUUCCAUUCCUGGAAUAAAAUGGACUGAUGGUGGGAGCAGCCCCAGGGCUGCUGUGAUGCAGGAGCUCUGAGCAGGUUCCUUCUGUGGGACAGGGGAUGAUUUUGGGCUUGUGUAAUGAUGGUACCUCCAGCUGGGAUGCCCAUGAGCUAACUUUUGGACUGAAGGAGAUCCUUAACACCCAACCUGAACAUGGCCCUUCCCAACUUUUCCAGCCUAGUUUAAGAGAGAUUUAACCCCCAGGGAUGGCAGCACAAAAAGCUCAUUGACAGAAUUCCCUGCCUGUCUUGGGUUACAAUGUAAGAUGUAACCAAAGGAUAGGUGGGGCAGUGUUCUUUAUCUCCUCCAUGACUCAGCCCUGAUAACUCCCUCCAGGAGCCAUCUCCACUAAUGGGCCAUCAGGGUCCAUUACAUCAUCCCAUUGUGAGAUGCUCCACCCAGGGGGAGGAGCCAAACAUUCCUACCUGGAUAUAAUCUGAAGCUGGAACACCCCAGGAGCACUGCCACUGGACUCCCAGAGGAAAAGAGCUCCAUGACCACCGCUGGACCUCCAGGGAAGGACCAGAUCUUUCUACAGGAUCACUGUUUCGACAGAACCACAUCCAUCACUGCAUUUCAUCGGGCUGCUACCACCACCCUGACCGGCAGGCUGCCAGGUCUACUCUGGCUCUAUCAGUCUAAGCCAGUGUUUCUGUACUACUGCCUUUCAUUUUCCUAUUAAAUUGUAGUUCUGACUUCUGCUUUGCUUUCAAGCUAGAACAUUUCUGGUGCCCACAGUGGGCGCUCCUGGAAGAUGGUGGUGGUGAAGCGCAGCGCUCUCUCCUUGCUGGAGGUUUACACCGAGGACUCGGAGCCGGAGUGGGACGGCGAGGCCGGCACGGCAGGGAGCGAUGGGGCAGCGCCCACGGGGGAGAAAGGAGGCCUGGUGUCAGCUGGGUAUGGAGAAGGUGACUUCACCCGCCUGGAUGGGGAUGAGGAAGGGUACGAAGAGGAGGAGGAGGAUGGGAACAGCAGGCGGUCAGAAGAUGACAAUUCACAGACUGAAAAACCUGAGGCUGGUGACCUAAAGAAAUUCCGAGAAGUGGAGGAAAGAGAUCCUCAGGAGCUGGUUCUUUCUUUUUCAGAGACAGUGUGGAACAUGUCUCCAGAUGAGAUCAAAAUCCCACCUGAGCCUCUUGGCAGCUGUUCUAACCAAUUGCAGGAUAAAAUUAAAAAGCUGUAUGAGUGGAAAAUGAAAGAGGGCAUAGAUAUGAACUACAUCAUCCAGAACAAAAAGGAAUUUUGCAAUCCCAGCAUCUAUGAAAAGCUGAUCCAGUUUUGUUCCAUUGAUGAAAUUGGUACAAAUUACCCAAAGGACAUGUUUGAUCCUCACAGCUGGUCAGAGGAUUCGUAUUAUGAAGCACUAGCGAAAGCCCAGAAGACCGAGAUGGACAAAUUGAAGAAGGCCAAGGAAGAACGUACAAAGAUUGAAUUUGUGACUGGCAUUAAAAAAGGUACAAGAAGAAGUGCUGCUUCCACAACCACAACAUCCAGCACCACUGUGGGGGAUGCCCAGAAGAAGAGGAGGAGGUGCAAGUGACACGUAUUGAGGAAGGGUCUCAAAGAAUGACUCAUAAAAUUACAUCAUCUCAUUGUGAGCUCCCCAGCCCUGAGGGGAAGAACCAAACAUUCCUACCUGGAUAUAAUCUGAAGCCUGGAACACCCCAGGAGCACUGCCACUGGACUCCCAGAGGAAAAGAGCUCCAUGACCACCACUGGACCUCCAGGGAAGGACCAGAUCUUUCUACAGGAUCACCGCUUUGACAGAACCACAUCCAUCACUCCAACAGCCCCCAUUUAAUCGGACUGCUGCCACCACCCUGACCAACAGGCUGUCAGGUCUACUCUGGCUCUAUCAGUCUAAGCCAGUGUUUCUGUACUACUGCCUUUCAUUUUCCUAUUAAAUUGUAGUUCUGACUUGGAAUCUCCUGCUGGUUUGCUUUCAAACUAGUACACUGCCCCAUCACUUUCUGGCAGAACCCAGGAAUGUUUCUGUCCUGACAUUGUCUCCACCAAGCCCUACAGGCAUUCCCUUCCCAGACAGCAGCAGGAAUGGGAUUAGGAUGAAUCACAAACAGGGUAAUCUGGGCUAUGGGACCUUACUUCCUUUGGCUCUGUGGAAAUCAUAGAAUCCCAGAGUGGUUUGGGUUGGAAGGGUCCUGCAAGAUCAGGCAGCACCACUCCUUGCCAUGGAAGGACACUCCACUAUCCCAGCUUGCUCAAGCCCCAUCCAACCUGGCCUUGCACACUCCUAGGGAUGGGGCAGC